Molecule: messenger RNA, 1299 nt
Organism: Arxiozyma heterogenica
Lineage: Eukaryota; Fungi; Ascomycota; Saccharomycetes; Saccharomycetales; Saccharomycetaceae
Gene: STB3
Product: Stb3p
Exons: 1
Coding region: 1-1299 (432 amino acids)
Biological process (GO): positive regulation of transcription from RNA polymerase II promoter by glucose
Cellular component (GO): nucleus
Molecular function (GO): sequence-specific DNA binding
Source: RefSeq, a predicted model, not a curated record
AUGGGAACUCCUAUUCGAAAAGAUAUGUCACAGAAUGUUGUCACAUCAUAUGAUAGUGAUAAUCAGGAUAAACAGGUCCCACUUCUGUCAUCUAUUGAGCCGAGUAUCUUAUCCAAGUUAUUGAAGACACAUGGCCCAUUAGCAAUGCGACACAUAACCCAGCUGUUAAGUGAAGAGAUUCCACAAUUUCAGGACAUGUCAUCCUCCAAAAAGAGAAGAUUGAUAAUGAAUGCGUUAGAAAAAGGAGAUGAAAGAAACAAGGUAUUGUUUCAAAAGGUCGGUUGGGGACUAUGGCAAAUAGAGAUGGUCGAUCCAAAUAUACCGUUUGAACAACAGCGUCAAAUUGUCAACUCGUUAAAUAAACAAAGGAAAGAUUCUAUAUCAAAUGAUACUCGUCAUGAUAUUAAUGCAGCCAUAGUAAAGAAAGAUACAAAGAGUGAUCCGAUAUCGACUACUCUGGUAGUAUCUCCUCCUAAACCGGUGUAUAUAGAUGAGUUUGCUGUAAGUUUAUCAUCAGAUGAGGAAGAUGAGAACUUCGAAGAAAAUCAAACAGGUUAUAUGGAGGAUUCGAAGGCACAAAUGACACAACGUAGAAGAGGUUCUUCUAAUAUCUAUUCCAUGAAAAGGAGGGUAUCGAGUGUGGUAAAUAGUGUAGAUAACAUAAUAUCACAACCAACAAUCCAUUCGAAUAUGGAACUGUGUUCCACUUCUUUCUCUUCCAUUACCGCAACCACCAGCAACACAUUAUUAUUACUACCACCACAGAAAGGACAUUCAUUCACAAAGAACCGUACAAGAAGGUCCAGUUCAGCUAAACCAAAGGCUAUAAAUAUAUCCGAUGAUGGAUAUUUAUACCAUCAAAACUACCACUACCAUCAUCAUCAUACACCAUUGCAGAGAGUAAGAUCAACGUCAAUAUCAAAGGAAUCCAGCCUUCGUACUACGUUAAAUAACAACAACAAUAAUACAAUAAUUACCCCAUUAACUUCAACAUCCCAAUUUUCCUUAAAAUUAGAUACAUUAGAAACUUACAAUAUAAAUAUGAAAGAAAAAGAAAAUAAUAACCCAUCAUCACAAACAUUAGAAUCAGAUAAAUCGUCAAAUUUCCUACUGGAAAGAAAAAAGGAAGAAAGGUAUGAAAAAUCAGAUAACAAAUCAGAUACAGAAGAAGAAGAUUGGAAAAAUAUGGAUCCAAGAAUGCUUACAAGGAAAAAUAUUGAAGAUACUACAAUUACUGAUCAUAAUUACACUACUGCAGACACAAAAGAAGUUGCUAGUCUUUUAUUGUCGUUAAAAUGA